This is a messenger RNA of Heterobasidion irregulare TC 32-1, 2587 nucleotides long. RefSeq lists its product as uncharacterized. The record is from RefSeq and is a predicted model, not a curated record. NCBI's taxonomy places the organism in Eukaryota, Fungi, Basidiomycota, Agaricomycetes, Russulales, Bondarzewiaceae. Gene Ontology annotation, molecular function: DNA-binding transcription factor activity, RNA polymerase II-specific; zinc ion binding; transcription cis-regulatory region binding. The transcript has 15 exons. The coding region runs from base 1 to 2304 and encodes 767 amino acids. Gene Ontology annotation, biological process: DNA-templated transcription; regulation of DNA-templated transcription. Gene Ontology annotation, cellular component: nucleus.
AUGUCCUUGUCACCAGCCACAUCGGUGUCCAACAGCUCAGAAGUGCCCGCCAAGCGCCGAAGAACUAGCCUCUCCAUCUCCACCGCAAACGGCGCUAUGGCCCAAUCGCCCCAGGACACCUCGGCGGGCCUUACGCCCACCGCGAUGCACAUACCUAAGAGAGGGGCCCGGGCCUGCACUGCCUGUCGCAAGGGAAAGAACAGGUGUGAAGGCGAGGCUCCUUGUCGUCGCUGCCAACUGAGCGGAACACAAUGCGUCUUUGAGAAACCCGAGAAAAAAAAUGCGCAGGCAAUGUCAAACGCUAGCGUUGAGCGGCUAUCUCGCCUCGAAGGUCAAUACGUCGUCAUGCAAAGCCAAAUGAUAGGCAUGCAAUCUUCUCUCGACCGCAUUUUAGCCGCCAUCCAGAGUCAGUCGCAGGCCAACAUGGGGGUCAUGCAACCGCCCCAGUACCCCGUUGGCCUCCGUGAUGGCCCAGGAUACGUCACGAACAUCUCUGGCACACGCACUGGCCUCGAUCCCUACGAAUCGAUGCCGUCCUCGGAUCAGCGCGUGAGCAGUCAGCGAACGUUUCCCCCCCUUCCUGGGUUCGCGCCUCCGCCUCACAAGUAUGCAACUUACGGCAUUGUCCCGAGCACGGCUCCAUCAUCAGACGACGAGUCUGAAGACACUCUACCCCGAUCAACUCUGAACGCUCCGAUCGAGGCUCUCCAAGGCCUCGCCAAUGCUGCUGCAGAGGCCGCCGCCGUACCUUCCUUCUCUCCACCGAGAGUCAAAAAGCGCAAGAGGGCUGAACCCAUACCUCGCAACGCAUUCCCUCACGUUGUUGAGAAGGGUCUCGUGUCAGAUAGCGAGGCAAGGGAGUUGUUCCAUAUCUUUUUCUCUGGAUGUCAUCUCUUCAUCCCCCUCUUUGAUCCUUCAUAUGACACAUAUGAAGGGCUCAUGGAACGCACACCAUGGACGUUCGACGCAAUCCUCGCGGUUGCAGGCAAAAUCAGGAGUGGUAACAAUCCUCCUGGGCCAACGUUCUAUACAGCCUUGGAAGAAGCACAGGGCAUAGCCCGCUCCUCGCUCUUUGGCCCCGUCGUCCGGAAAGAGGCUGUCCAAGGAAUGCUGCUGUUGGCCGCAUGGAGCACGAAUGGCUGGUUACCCAGCGGUCAUGCUAUGCGCAUGGCCCUCGACUUGGGGCUGCAUCGUGCGCUCGAGAAAUUGGCGGAUGAUGGAGGCAAAAAACGUUCCGAAGAAGAAGAGAGGGACUUGGUAGUCUCGUCUAGAAUCUGGCUGUGCUUGUAUUGGUUUGACCACCAGAUGAGCCUUGGAACUGGCCGGCCUAUUGUUCUUCGCGAUGAGAACUCGAUCAGACACUGCCGUGUCCUCUUGAGACAUCCCAUGGCGUCUCCCACUGACGUUCGGCUGGUCGCGCUGGUCGAGCUUAUCGCGCAGAAGACCCAAAUAUACGAGACCCUGUCCCCCAUGGACGGACAGGUCAACCACAAUACGCUGGCGUUCAUACGUCGUGCCAAUGUAGCGCUGGAUAAGUGGUGGCACGAAAGCGAUGAGUUACACCAACAAACCAUGGACGGCGAUUCUCUACUGAGAAAGAUUCUCGCUGGUGAGCUGCACUAUGCCAAGCUUUGGCUCGUCUGCGUUGCAUUGCGCGGCGUGUCAUGGGACAAGAUGCCCUUCGAACAGCGGGAGCUGGCGUUCCAGGCAAAAGACGCUGCCACGAACUGCCUCUCAACAUUCCUAAACUCUUCAGAAUAUCGUGCCGCCCUUCGCUACGCAGUCCACGACAGCCUAGUCACCGCGGCGUUCUCAGGGCUCUUUCUUCUCAAGAUGGCAAACCUAUUCCCGUCGGAACUCGACCUUGGUGCGAUCACCGCGCAAGUUGAGCAGCUCGCGCAACUGCUCUCCGAAGUCGCAGCUGAGCGGUAUGCCCUCACCCUGCGCAUCAUGCUCGUCAACCUGCGGCGCAAAGUCGGGCUCACCACGGGCACCACCACACCUAUCCCGAGCAUGGGCCCUGGUCCCCACCAGACAGAAUCGAUGGUACUUCCGCCGCCGUCUUUUAUCGAUCCGACCGGCGUCCAGCCGCCCUUCACGCUCGAAGAGCUCGGAUUCCCCUGGUCCAACCAAGGACAUGGCAGCCCUGCGAAUUUCAGCCCCUCCGAUAUCCCGCUCUGGCUUCAGGAGCAGAGUCUGACGGAUCUUGGAUUGCCUGUGAACGGCUCAGAUGGCAUCUUCAUGAAUUUGAAUCGCACGAGCGGGUGGCCUGGCAACUUUGCGCCCAUGCCCGAGGCUUGGUAGAUUGUUCGGUUUCUGGAUACGGGUUACGUUUACAGCGAGUUUUGGUUUACACAAAGGCACGUUUCGUUGUGGUUUGAGACAUUGCACUGACUUCAACGUUUCUUGCCUUUUAUUUAUUCUUCGCCCUUAUAGCUACCCGCGCCCUCUAUUCACUGUUGGUUUUAUCGCUUAGCAAGUGGCUUACCCUCGCGUCUUGUUGUUCGACGUAUUUUCUUUGUACUACUACCGAGAGUGCCGCCAUACGGGUAUUCGUAUGUUGUAUUUAAUACAUGGACUUCCAACC